UGCUUGAGUCAACCCAGACUGAACCCAAACUCAUUGCAGCGCAAAUCUGGAAUGUGUAUUCCGAAGCCACGUCUACGUACAAUUGAUCAGUUUCAUCGCUUAGAGGAUAUUUUUGCACCACAUCCACCAUUUGAUAUGUUAACGAGAGUAGGACUUGCCCUUUGGGCACCUAAUCUGUGACUCUGUCCACGAAAUGGUUCAGUUUUUUCGGUGCUGACGUAACUCUGGUACGUGUUCGGCGCAUAUUGGAGUGCUAUUAUUUUUCCUGAUUCGACCCUUCGUUUUGUUAAAGUGCAAGCAACAUAUUGUGUUCCCAUCUCCAGAAUUGGGCGUUCGCUCAAGUCGACACAACUCGUUAAAUCCCCCAGUCCCUUUUCCCCUCGUCAUCGGUUCCAUCCAGAAAAGAUAGUAAGGAGGGGGAAUGUACAAAAGUGAGAACACGAAGAAAGCAAGAAGUGCCCACUAGUUAAGCUGGGGAAGAAAGACGAAAAAAGCACUCCGAGAUAUCAGGACCCAUUUAUUCGUUAGCGGGAACAUUUUCUCGCUCACUUAGAAGGAUGGACUGACUCUCUGUAGUCUGGGCUGAAAGAGCGUUGAGAGGUCGUCUUAGCUGUUUGAGUCUUCUCAGUGUGAAGGAUCGUUGCAAAGGCUCUUUUCUGGUUGGAUCAAAUCGAUUCUGAAAGCAGUAAAAAGUGGCCGCGAGACAAGCAACAAGUGGUGUUCCCGCGAGCCAAAGUGAUUCUUGGUGACUGCAUUCUUGACUCACGUUCCAAGUCGAGAACAUGAACGUGGAUAGUAUACUCAACUAUGAACGGGAUCCUAGUGAGGAUUUCUAUAAAUUACUGGGAUGUGAUCGCUCCUCUACUCAAGAACAAAUCAUCACCGAAUUCAAGACUCGGGCCAAGAAAUGUCAUCCGGAUAAGGCACGGAUCAACAACCCAAACGAUCCGGAUGCUUUGAAUGAGGAAAAACUACCCGGGAAAACGGAUGAGUUUCAGCUCCUUCACCAGGCCAAGUCGGUUUUAACCAAUCCCGAGGAACGACGCAAAUACGAUAAAUGGCUCGAUUCCGGACUAUCCAUGAGUUACAAACAAUGGAAGGGGAUGCGAGAAUCUGUUCACACGUCAAUGCAUUGGGCCACGCCCAAAACGACCGGGCGAAUGUUGGAGGAUCCUGCCUUAAGGGAAGAUCAGGACGAAGAAGAAGAAGAAGAAAUUGACAUCGAGUUGAAGGGUAAAAGUUCCAUAACCGAGGAUGAAGACGGAGAUCCUAGUGAAAUGCCCUCUCUUCCAAGGUCAGUAUCCAAGCCUCCAUUGAAAAGGACUUUGGCCAAAGCCACUUCUGUUGAUGGCGAACCUGAUGAUGAAGUCUACUAUUCACCUACCGACGUCAAUGCCAUGGGUUUGAAGGUCAACCCGCCACCCAAAGAUUGGGGCUGGGAUGAUCCGGGUUGGUUCGAGAAGAACUUGAAGAAUGCCUUGCCCAAGCCUCCGGUCUCAGUCUCAGCCAACCAGACUUCUGGGAAUGGAACGACACCCAAAACCAUUCGAGGUGUCACCGAAAGACUUCUCGAAGAUCGGAGACAGCAAUUCGCCGAUGGUCGACAAGAUUCCUCGGUCAGUUCGGUGGUGAUCAUGGGGCGAGUAUCGGAUAUGGAGAUGCGACGAAAAUUCCGAAAUUUCGAGAUCUAGAUCGACGUUCCAUUUCAACGUUUUUCUUAGUGCAAUAGGCAGAUGAGUAGUGAAUGAGUGCUUUCGAAUUUCUCUUUGUCAUUGAUUGUCAUAUCAUAGUAGUAGUCCUUACUCUAGUAGGAAUGGUACUCAUUUGAAAGCCAUUUUCUUGCCAACAAACGGUCCUUCUUUUCCAAGUUAUGACGUACGGUAAUGCAAGGAGUUAAUGAGAUAAUCGGCCCAAUUGAUAAUUGGCUACUGAAUGAACCUUUCAUCAGGCGGCAUCACCGACGGUGACACAAAAAGUGAACCUUGAGACCAAGGUCACAAUAACUUUCAAAGUCUUGAAACCAUUUGAUUUGUCAUUCAUCUUGGUUAAUAUUCAAUGCGAUUGUAACUCCUUCAUGCGUCUGUUUGUCACAUUAUUGUUUAGUGUCCUUGUUCCAUCAAAUGUUCCUACAAGCUUUCAAUGCCCAGUGAAGAGGCUUUCAAGCGAUUGAAAACUAACAAACGUUCUGUACAUUCAUUCCCAUUUACAUAAUAGAAAUAGACGUGUUUAUGUCGCAGUUUCAAAACA
Tigriopus californicus is the source of this 2247-nucleotide messenger RNA. It is a transcript of the gene jdp, whose product is annotated as dnaJ homolog subfamily C member 12-like. Bases 783 to 1691 code for a protein of 302 amino acids. The transcript is spliced from 2 exons. Gene Ontology annotation, cellular component: cytoplasm. NCBI's taxonomy places the organism in Eukaryota, Metazoa, Arthropoda, Copepoda, Harpacticoida, Harpacticidae. The record is from RefSeq and is a predicted model, not a curated record.